GUUGAUUGUACUGUUGAAACACAAUUAUGUGCUGAGAAUGGUGUUAAAGGUUAUCCAACAAUAAAGUUUUUCAAUCCUAAUGAUGACAGGGAAGAACCUGUAUUGUUUAAAGGCAAACGCGAUUUGGAUGCCCUUGAAAGUUUCAUCAGCGAACAGCUGAAGGAACCUGAGGCACCCAAACCACCAGAGCCAAAACAUAAACUGUAUGAGCUAACCAAGGCUACCUUUAAGGACCAUAUAUUGAAGGGAAAUCACUUUAUCAAAUUCUAUGCACCAUGGUGUGGUCACUGCAAGAAGUUGGCCCCUGUAUGGAAUGACCUAGCUACAGGUUUUCAACACAAUGAUGAUGUCACAAUUGCUAAGGUGGAUUGUACUACAGAUAAAGAGGUAUGCGAUCAGUUUGAAGUGCGAGGUUAUCCAACUCUCUUGUUUUUCAAGAAUGGUGAAAAGGUUGACAAGUACCAAGGUGGUAGAGAUCAUGUUGCUCUGAAAAACUAUGUUAUGAAUAUGGUUGGUGGGGCAACAGAUUCAGAUAAACCAACCCAAGAACCUGUGAAAGAAGUAAAGAAAGAGGAAGGUACUCAAGAUACAGAGUCUAAUGUAAGCUAUUGA
Messenger RNA from Anneissia japonica, 612 nucleotides. RefSeq names its product thioredoxin domain-containing protein 5-like. Gene Ontology annotation, biological process: protein folding. Gene Ontology annotation, molecular function: protein disulfide isomerase activity. Lineage: Eukaryota; Metazoa; Echinodermata; Crinoidea; Comatulida; Comatulidae. The transcript has 4 exons. The annotation marks the transcript as partial. Gene Ontology annotation, cellular component: endoplasmic reticulum. The record is from RefSeq and is a predicted model, not a curated record.